Molecule: messenger RNA, 372 nt
Organism: Abrus precatorius (Indian licorice)
Lineage: Eukaryota; Viridiplantae; Streptophyta; Magnoliopsida; Fabales; Fabaceae
Product: glycine-rich cell wall structural protein-like
Exons: 2
Coding region: 1-372 (123 amino acids)
Source: RefSeq, a predicted model, not a curated record
AUGGGUUCCAAGGCUUUGCUUGUUCUUGUUAUGCUCUUGGCUUCUGUCCUUGUUCUCUAUGCUGAGGCUGCACCCAAAGAUGUAGACGAGAAAUUUUAUAAGAAUGAUGGUGACAUUGACACAAAUGGUGUAGAUGACAUGAAAUAUGGCCACGGAGGAUGGCAUGGCGGAGGAAGACGAGGCUGGGGAGGUCGAGGCGGAGGCUGGGGCGGUCGAGGCGGUGGUUGGGGCUGGGGCCACGGUUGGGGCCGUGGUUGGGGGUAUUGUUACUAUGGAUGUUGCGGUUGGAAUUACUAUGGUCGUUGUGUAAGUUGCUGUUAUUAUCCUGGUGAACAUGUUGAUGCUCAAACUCAUGCUCAACCUCAAAACUAA